This is a messenger RNA of Nicotiana tabacum (common tobacco), 1353 nucleotides long. RefSeq lists its product as uncharacterized. Lineage: Eukaryota; Viridiplantae; Streptophyta; Magnoliopsida; Solanales; Solanaceae. The record is from RefSeq and is a predicted model, not a curated record.
AUGCUGAUUUCUGAAAUACCAGAAGAGCAAGACAUUCCGAUUUAUGAAAUUACAAUGGAAAAUGAGAGUGUAAUUCCUGUAGAAGAUCAACACUUUAAAACACUAGACACAAUUGAAGGGAGAAAAAGGAAAGCAAAAGGAAAGGCAAAAGAAUCCCCAUCAAUAAUACUAAAGGAAAAUGCAUCAUUGGAUGAUGUAAAACUGGGGUCUAUUUUUCUAGACAAAAAUGCUAUGAUUAGAUGUUUUUGCUUAGCAGCAAUAAAGGAGCACUUUGAGUUCUAUGUGAAAAGAUCAAGUAAUACAAGAUACUCUUUGGUAUGUACUGAUGAAAAGUGUGGUUGGACUGUUCGAGGUUCAAGAAUUAAGGAAUCAACACUUUUUAAAACAGUUAAAUUUCAGAGAACACAUGAAUGCUCGGUUGACAUUAGAAAGUCACAUCAAAGACAAGCAACUUCAAAUGUGAUUAGAGAUUACAUUAUUGACAACUUAAGAGACAUAGCUACUGAAGUAAAGCCUAAGUUUGUCAUUUCAGAAAUGAAAAGAGCACAUGGAAUAGAUGUUGGUUAUGAAAAAGCAUGGCGUGCUAUUCAAAAGGGGAUAUCUUUAUUAAGAGGAACAACAGAAGAAAAUUAUGAGCAACUGCCAUCAUAUUUGUAUAUGAUCGAACAACAAAAUCCAGGAUCAUAUACUAAUAUUAAGAGAGAUGCAGAAAACAGGUUUGUUUACAUGUUUUUUAUGUAUGGGGCGUCAAUUUCUGGGUGGAAGUAUUGUAGAUCACUUAUUGUUGUUGAUGGAAUAUUUCUAAAAAAUAAAUAUAAAGGUGUUCUAUUAGUGGCAGUUACAAAGGAUACAAAUAACCAGAUUUUCCCUAUAGCAUUUGGGGUAGCGGAUUCAGAGAAUAACGAAUCAUAUGAAUGGUACUUCAGAGAAUUAAGAAAAGCAAUUGGCAUUCGUAAAGAUUUAAUGUUUUUGUCAGAUCGACAUAAGGCCAUUGCAAACGGAAUUGCAAAAGUUUUCCUUGAGUGCUACCAUGGUAUUUGCAUAUAUCAUUUAGAGAAGAAUCUAAAGCAAAGAAGAGUGAGAAACACUGUAAUAAACCUGUUUCAAUGUGCUGCAAGAGUAUACAUUCAAUCAGAAUUUGAUGGCUUUAUGUCCCAAAUAGCUGCUGUUGAUAAGAAAAUAUUUGACUAUUUGAUGGAGGAAACACCAGGAAGAUGGGCUCGUUCACAUUGUCCAAGACGGCGAUAUGAUAUGCUAACAACAAAUAUUGUUGAGUUAGUGAAUAAUGUUUUGAGACGUGCAAGAGAAUUGCCACUUUUAACAAUGAUGGAUUUCAUACAAAAAAAAUUGUAA